AGUCCGCGGAAGUAAUUUGCAGACAGAGUGUGACUACGGCGUCGUGCUGAUUCAUCUCUGAUUCUUACCAUUCAGGUUCCUUCAACAGACGGUUUCAUACUGAGACAUGGGUGACGACGAGGAGAAGUAUGAUGGCAUGUUGUUAGUUAUGGCACAACAGCACGAAGGAGGUGUACAAGAGCUUAUCAACACCUUCUUCAGUUUUCUUCGUCGCAAAACUGAUUUUUUCACUGGCGGUGAGGGAGAUUCUGCAGAGAAGCUCGUGAAAGAUGCCUUUGCCCACAACAAGAAAUUAGCACUGGAGGCUCACAAUGAAAAGCGAGAGAAGGAGAAGCAGCAAAGAGUGAAAAGAGCUGCCAAAAUAGCGGAGGAUGAGAAGAAAAAGAAAGAUGAACCAAGAAUACAGGAAAUCACUGACGAGGAGGCUGAAAAGCUUCAAUCUGAACUUGCUAAAAAAAAGAGAGAAGAAGAGAAAGUUGAUGACAAUGACAAAGGCUCUGACUCUGGAGAGGAGGAUGAGAAAGACAAAGGAAAACUGAAGCCAAACGCAGGCAAUGGAGCUGACCUUCCCUCUUACAAGUGGACACAGACACUUUCUGAAGUUGAUCUGUCUAUACCAUUUGAUGUGAACUUCCGCCUCAAAGGUAGAGAUGUGGUGGUGGACAUCCAACGGCGCUCACUCAAGGUUGGCCUAAAAGGUCAUCCUCCUGUUAUUGACGCUCAGUUGUACAACGAAGUGAAGGUGGAGGAAAGUUCCUGGUUGUUGGAUGAUGGAAAGAUGGUUGUCAUCCACCUGGAAAAGAUUAACAAGAUGGAGUGGUGGAGCAAGAUCAUAGACACAGACCCAGAGAUUAACACCAAGAAGAUUUGCCCUGAGAAUUCUAAGCUGUCAGACCUGGAUGGAGAGACACGUGGGAUGGUUGAGAAGAUGAUGUAUGACCAGAGGCAGAAAUCUAUGGGUCUGCCAACAUCAGAAGAGCAGAAAAAACAAGACAUCCUCAAAAAGUUCAUGGCGCAGCAUCCAGAGAUGGAUUUCUCCAAAGCCAAAUUCAGCUGAGAGUUGCUGAUCCACCCUUAUUCACUUUCUUGUGAUGCGUUAGAAUUAUGAACCUUUUCUUUUCCAGCAGUAGGCGCUGUGUGUGAAUCUGAAAUGCCUGCGUCAUCUGUACUGAAGUCAUGUCUGUCACGUCUGAAUAUUGAACACAGAAUGAGUAACAAUCUUGUCAGGUUCAUGUUCUCGGAACAUAUUCAACACUGUCUUAUCAAAAUCCUGAGGUUUAGCCUGCCAUGUCAGUUUGCUGCUUGUCUGUUGACUCGAUUGAAGCCUGUCAUAUGUUGAGGUGUCUUUGACCUUUUGCUUUUUUUAAUACAAAAAAAUUGUGUCAGUU
Molecule: messenger RNA, 1388 nt
Organism: Synchiropus splendidus (mandarinfish)
Lineage: Eukaryota; Metazoa; Chordata; Actinopteri; Syngnathiformes; Callionymidae
Gene: nudc
Product: nudC nuclear distribution protein
Exons: 9
Coding region: 107-1057 (316 amino acids)
Biological process (GO): protein folding
Cellular component (GO): cytoplasm
Source: RefSeq, a predicted model, not a curated record